CAGGAUCGCGCGUGCUGCGCGUGCGCCCUCAAAGUACGCAACGUGUGCGCGCGAGAGCUUUCAAGUUCGUAACGCGGCGGUGCGCAAGGCCCCGACCCCGGAUCGAGGUGACUUAAUUGAGUCCAGGAAGGCGGAAAGGAUUACCGUGUCGAAUGGUGCUGGGGGUCAUGGUGACGGUGGUGGUGGUGUUGCGUACGGCUGGGCCUGGCAGAGGUUAAAGUUAAUCAUUCUGUUGACGACGACGUGCUUGGGACCAAUUAGAGAUGGUGCGCUAGUGCGAUCACGAUCACCGGGUGAAGCGUGCGUGAGUGAUCACCACACAGAAACACAGAACCCAUCCACGGGAAGCGAAGGGACAGGAUCACCGGGCAAUGAUGUCGCCGGAGAGCAACGGCGAACCGGAACCGGUGGUGACGACACCGGGAGCCAAACGGAGCCGCAGUUUCGGUAGUGUCGACGAUGAGACGAGCAGCUCGCUCAACUUGACGGAAGGACUCCAGUACGGUGCGUCCGAGCUGCUGAAGGUGUUCGGGUACGGGGCGGCGGCACCGUGCGCGAAAAGGGCCCGCCAACCGACAGACGAGGACCGCGAGGAUGUGUGCAGUGAUGGCGACGGACGCGGUGAGGCCACGAAGGGCCACGAGUGUGGCACCGGAAGUGCUGCCAGUGAUCGCAGCAGUAGUAGUAGCUGUCCGACCGUCAUCUACGGUGCCAGUGCCAAGUGUGACACGCUCAACAACAACAGCCCCACGAGCGGCAACCAUAAUAUCAACAGCAACAACGCGGUUGUUGCUGGUGGGUCGAGCUGCGAUAACAACAACUCGAUCAGCGAGAUGGACGAGAGCAAGUUUAGUGAGUUUAGUAAGUUUUUGGCCGACAGUGAGAAGGACGAAAGUAUGGCCACCAUCCUGGAGCUGCUGCAUGAUAACUAUGGACUGAUCCAGCGAUACGCGUCCGGGUACGACUGUAAGCACGAGAAGUGUCAGUACGAGAGCCUGCACGAGCACUUCCACUGCCACGACACGUUCUGCCGGGGGAAAGUGCUGUACAAGAAGUACGAAAUCAUACGGCACCUGAAGUGGCACAAGAAGCGGAAGGAGUCGCUCAAGUACGGGUUCUAUCGUUUCUCGUCGUCCGACGAUUGCAGCAUACAGUACGGUGCGUGCCAGCACAACUACAAGCACACGCACUACCAUUGUGUGCACGAGAACUGUGAUAAGGUGUACAUUAGCACCAGCGACGUCCAGAUGCACGCCAACUACCACCGGAAGCACGAAGCGAUCGUCAAAAAUGGCUUUCAGCGGUUCCGGGCCACGGAAGAGUGCAACACGGACCACUGUGCGUUCCGGGCGCAACGGACUACGCAUUUUCACUGUCGGCGGGAGAACUGCAAGUACACCUUCAAAAACAAAGCGGACAUGGAAAAACAUAAAACCUACCACCUGAAGGACGAGAUGCUGCUGCGCGAUGGCUACAAAAAGUUCCUUAAAACGGAGGACUGCACCUACAAGGACUGCCGGUUCUCGCGGGUCUGCAACCACAUUCACUGCAUGCACGAAAACUGUCACUACGUGCUGCACUCAAGCGGUCAGCUGCUCAGCCACAAGCGGAAGCACGAGCGCAUGGACACGGAGGUGGACUAUCGGCGGUUCCAGAUGGCGCGCAGUUUCCUCUCGAAACUGACACCCGGAAAGGGGGAAGAUUCUCCGGCGAAGCCCGGCGCUAGUGAUGCGACAACUGCCCGGGAAGGCCAGGACGAUGAAGAGUCGAUCUCACCCGGCCCGAUGGCCGCCGCCGCCGAGGGCACGAAAAAUCCGUUUCUCGAUCUGCUCGCCGUAAUGGCGGAGAUCACGUUCCGGACGCUGCCACUGCAAAUGAUGUACCACAUGCGGCUGCAGAUGUUGCAGAGUAUGGGCUAUGAGCAUGUUUUUGCGCCGGAGAACGUCGAAAUGCUGCGCAGUUUGUCGUUGAUGGGGCCGAGCUUUGAGGAGGCUUACCUGAACCAGCUCUACGGUGGGGCCGGCCUAGGAGGACCGCCGGCACCGGUCGAUCAAAGCGGCAGUCCUUUGGGUGUCGCUGAUCGAUCGCCUGCAGUGAAGCGAAAGUACAAGGUUGAGAUGCCGUGCGAUGUCCCCGAAGUGCUGGCUGGUCCCGGAGAUGGACCGCUCUGUAUGAAGAAGGAACCACUCAGUCGGACGCCACCUCGAUCGAAGCUACUGUCGAACCCAUCGGUUGACUAUCGACUGCUGAAACGGGACGAUAGUGGUCCGAUGAUGGCGAGUGUGACGAUGGCAACCACUCCUACCAGCUCUAGGCGGUCGCCUCUCGAGGCACCAGGAUCGAGUGUUGCGGACCGUGACCGAGCGCUACUCGAGACGGCCAACUUCCUGCAGUUUAGCUCCAGCAAAACGCUGUUCAAUCGCAAACGGGGUCGCCCGCGGAAGAACCACGUGAUGGAGGUGUACAAUAAUGCACAGGACUCCCCGCAAGCCAUAUUUACUAGUUUCAAGUUGGAGAAAAGUGACUCCAAGCCGCCCUCGGAACCGACGGUCCCACUGGACUCCUUGUGCACGCCCGCAUCGAAGGACUCGGAACGGAAUGCGAGACAGUAUGUCCCUGGGGGCCAUCACAGCACCGCUGGAGUGGGCCAGCUAGGUGGACCCGACUCGGCAGGGAUUUUCGGUAACUUCUCGCAACUGCUAGAGCGCCACAUGCGAGAAGUGAAGCAUGAGCCCGUGGCCACCGUGACACAGGGCACGGCCGAGCAGACACGUCGCGAUAAGAGUCGCAGCCACCUGAAGUGCGUCGUCUGUGAGAAUCUCUUCGAAACGUUUGCCGACAUCAAGAACCACGAGUGUCACGGAGACCGGGCGGCCAUAGAUAAGCCGCUGUUGGCCUUUCCACCGGUAGCCUCAGCCGGGCCACCGGGACUGAUCGACUAUCGGGAUCGAGCUUACUAUGUGCCGGUUUCGGACCCAUCUCGGGCGACGGCCUUAACACCCGGGAUGGGUGCAGCACACCAUACCACGCCGAAAGACGUGACUUCGUUGGUCAAAACGGCCGGAACAUUCUUCCCGGAUGUGAACGCUAACAAAGUGAAAUUUUCAUGACGCGAGCGUCGGACGCGUUGAUUAGGAGGAAAGCGGAGUUUAUCAUUUUUAACGUGAAAAUGUCUGUAAAUUCCGUGUCAUACAGUGUCGCAGUAAUUCGGAGAAUUCCAUAGCAAUGUAUCAUUUAAAAGAAAGCCAUCUGAAGCGGAGAGCGCGCUCUAAUCAACCCAGCACGUGGUAGUAAUGUUAAGUAAACAGUACGUUGCGCGGUCUGUAAAGUGACUGUAAAAAAAGACAGGCCAUCAGAGAACUAUCGGGUAUUUGUAGCGAAAUUGAGCACUGUACAGAGGACGAACGAAUCGUGAAAUAAA
This is a messenger RNA of Anopheles cruzii, 3421 nucleotides long. RefSeq lists its product as uncharacterized. Gene Ontology annotation, molecular function: RNA polymerase II transcription regulatory region sequence-specific DNA binding; DNA-binding transcription factor activity, RNA polymerase II-specific. The transcript has 6 exons. Bases 372 to 3110 code for a protein of 912 amino acids. Gene Ontology annotation, biological process: regulation of neuron differentiation; positive regulation of transcription by RNA polymerase II. Lineage: Eukaryota; Metazoa; Arthropoda; Insecta; Diptera; Culicidae. Gene Ontology annotation, cellular component: nucleus. The record is from RefSeq and is a predicted model, not a curated record.